Messenger RNA from Coccomyxa subellipsoidea C-169, 2817 nucleotides. Its product is annotated as P-loop containing nucleoside triphosphate hydrolase protein. Gene Ontology annotation, molecular function: ATP binding; RNA binding; RNA helicase activity. The record is from RefSeq and is a predicted model, not a curated record. NCBI's taxonomy places the organism in Eukaryota, Viridiplantae, Chlorophyta, Trebouxiophyceae, Coccomyxaceae. Gene Ontology annotation, cellular component: catalytic step 2 spliceosome. Gene Ontology annotation, biological process: mRNA splicing, via spliceosome. Bases 246 to 2453 code for a protein of 735 amino acids. The transcript is spliced from 9 exons.
UAUAUAUGAGAAGAGAACAACUCUGUUAAGUCUACCUUUAAACAGUCGUCUGAUGUCGCCAAUCUGCGCUUUGUAUUAAGAUCGCCAGGAGUUUUCAUCUGACUUUGCAAAUUCUCCCACUAGUGCUGCUCCACUUUUCCCCUGAAAUAGCUCUCUACGGCUGUCACAGGAGUGUGCUUGUCAUUAUUCCGACGGUUUCCUUGCCUGUCGCAACUCGUUGCAGCUCUGGCAGCUUCUGACAAGUGAUGGCACGAUCGCGAUCUCCUGAAGGCAGCGCCGAUAGGCGUCGUGAUCGUAGCAGAGAUAGGGAUCGAGAUGCUCGAAAGCGGGAACGCAGUCCAGCGGCUAGGGAUGCAAGAGCAGAGACCAGGGAUCCCAAGAGACGCAGAAGUGCCAGUCCUGCAAGGAAAGUGGACAGAGCGCGCAGCAGAAGCCGGGAGAGAGCACGGCGCCCUGACAGCAGGGAAAGGAACAGGGAGAGGGAUAGAGAGAGGAGAGAGGACAACCGCGAUGCUGGGAAGGAAAGGGAAACCAGUGACAGGAAGGACCGGGACAGGGAAAGGGACAGGGAUAGGGACAGGGACAGAGAUCGGGAGAGAGAUCGGGACAGGGAUCUCACUGCCACAAGAAGACGAGACGGGGACAGAGAUGACAGGGGAAGGGAAGCAGACAGAAGCACGAAGGACAGCUCGCCCAAGUGCGUGUAUGUGCAGGACCGUGAGCGCGAGAAGGAGCUGCUGCUGAUCAAGCAGCAGUACCUGGGCACAGAGAAGGUGCGCAAGAAGACGCUGAAGCCGAGCGAGAAGUUCCGCUUCAACUUCGACUGGGAGGCCCAGGACGACACAUCCAAGGACCUCAACCCGCUGUACAACAACACGCACGAGGCCGCGCUGCUCUUUGGCCGCGGCCUGCGCGCCGGCGUCGACCGCCGCGAGCAGAUGAAGGCCGCCGCCGCCCACCAGAACGACGUCAUGAAAAAGAUGCGCCAGUCCGCGGGGGUGUCGGAGACGAAGGAGGACAGGCAGAGGGACAAGGACCGCAAGCAGGCGGCGGAGAUGUACGAUGACUUUGACAAGCGCGUGGAGAAGCACUGGACAGAGAAGGCGCGGGAGGAGAUGACGGAGCGCGACUGGCGCAUCUUCCGCGAGGACUUCUCCAUCGCCUAUAAGGGCAACACCGGCUCGACGCUGCCCAUCCGCAACUGGCAGGAGGCCGGCCUGCCCCAGCCCCUCAUGGAUGCCAUUGAGAAGAUGAAGUAUGUGAAGCCGUCGCCCAUCCAGAUGGCGGCCAUUCCGCUGGGCCUCAAGUUCCGCGACGUCAUCGGCGUGGCCGAGACGGGCUCCGGAAAGACGGCCGCCUUUGUAUUCCCCAUGCUCGUCUACAUCAUGAACCAGCCCAAGAUGACCGAGGAGAUCGCGGCCGAGGGCCCCUACGCCGUCGUCAUGGCACCCACUCGCGAGCUCGCGCAGCAGAUCGAGGAGGAGACGAUGAAGCUGGCGCAGUUCACGGAGUUCCGCAUGGUGAGCGUGGUGGGCGGGCAGAGCAUCGAGGACCAGGGAUUCAAGCUGCGCAAGGGGUGUGAGAUCGUGAUCGCCACUCCCGGCCGCCUGCUGGACUGCCUGGAGCAGCGCUACGCCGUCCUCAACCAGUGCAACUACGUCGUCCUCGAUGAGGCAGAUCGCAUGAUCGACAUGGGUUUCGAGCCCCAGGUGCGCGGGGUGCUGGACGCGAUGCCGAGCACAAACCUGAAGCCGGAGCAGGAGGAUGAGGAGCUGGAGGAAAACCGCGUGUACCGCACCACCUACAUGUUCAGCGCGACCAUGCCGCCGGCUGUGGAGCGCCUGGCGCGCAAGUACAUGCGCCGCCCCGUUGUCAUCAACAUCGGCUCCGCCGGCAAGGCCACCGACAGCGAGGUGGUCAUCUGCAAGGACAACGACAAGCUGCGGCUGCUGGAGGACCAACUGUCUCGCGUCGGCGACAAGCGCGUCAUCGUGUUUGUCAACACCAAGACGCACUGUGAUGUGGUGUCGCGCCACCUGGACCACCUCAGCUACCACUGCACCGUCCUGCACGGCGGCAAAACCCAGGAUCAGCGUGAGGCAGGCCUGGCAGGCUUUAGGGAGGACAAGUACAACGUGCUGGUGGCCACGGACGUGGCCGGGCGCGGUAUCGAUGUGCCGGACGUGGCGGCUGUCAUCAACUACGACAUGCCCCACAGCAUUGAGCAGUACACCCACCGCAUCGGCCGCACUGGGCGCGCUGGCAAGACCGGCUACGCUGUCACCUUCCUCACCAUGUCGGACACGGAGGUGUUCUAUGAUCUGAAGCGGCUGCUGGAGGAGAGUGGGGCAAAUGUUCCAUCACAGUUGGCACACCACGAGGCUUCAAAGGUCAAGCCCGGCUCUGUUCAGGAUCGGCCGAGGAAGGACCAGGUUGUGUACAGUAACAAGUGAUCCCUGGCAGAAAAUGGCCGAAUUGCUUUGCAUUCCUGAGGUGACUUGCAGUGUCAGGCAUUGUCUCAGAUGAUCAAAUUUGUCACAAGGCUUUUUAAUCUGACAUAUUGGAUCAUUCAGCGCCCGAUAUAUACUAGCAACUGCAGAGAAGAAAUUUGCAGGGCCGGGCUGCAUCAUUUUGACUUAUUUCCAAAAUUUCAAGCCUUGUGUGCUUGCUGCUCUUUAUAAAACGAUGUUGCGGUCAUGAUGAUGCCAGCGUGCCACCGUGUAUAUGUGCCAGUGGCAGCCGUCUACAAUAUUGUAGACGGCUGCCACUGCUGAUUACAAUUAAUUGUAAUCACGGGCAGUACUGCCACUAGUGGGC